Molecule: messenger RNA, 2364 nt
Organism: Seriola aureovittata
Lineage: Eukaryota; Metazoa; Chordata; Actinopteri; Carangiformes; Carangidae
Product: probable ribonuclease ZC3H12D
Exons: 6
Coding region: 140-1969 (609 amino acids)
Biological process (GO): nuclear-transcribed mRNA catabolic process, RNase MRP-dependent; 3'-UTR-mediated mRNA destabilization
Cellular component (GO): nucleus; cytoplasmic ribonucleoprotein granule
Molecular function (GO): mRNA binding; RNA endonuclease activity; metal ion binding
Source: RefSeq, a predicted model, not a curated record
UCCUUGCUGUCAGAGAGAGUUUUGUUUCUGAGCAGCGAGUGCUCACUUCCUCCUGUGAGUAAUAAGAGCUACUUCACACCGCUUGUCAGAGACUGACUGACUGAGAGAGAGAGAAGGACUCCGGUUCACAGCUCGCUGAAUGUGUGAGUACAAAGCUGUCACUGUGGAGAUACCGAUGAGCCGGAAUAAGGAGGCGGAGAGGAUUCCCCACACAUACAGUCCUGAGACGACGGAGGAGAGGGAACACACUUGCUCUCAGUCAGCAUCCACAAUGGACCGCCAGCAGCAGCAGCACGCCAAAGUGGAGCGGUUUCUCAAGUUAGGAUACUCGCACAGUGACAUCCUGAGGGUGCUGGACAGCCUCCGCCACGACGCCCAGACCAAUGACAUCCUGGAGGAGCUGAUAAAGACCUGCCACACUCAAAAGUGGGACAAAAGUGUCCCAAACAGCCCCAAGCUGGUGCCCAGAGGCUGCAGCCCCAGUCCCAGUCAGCCCAGACCUGGACCAGACAGAGAGCCGACUGCAGGCUUCAGACCAGUGGUUAUAGAUGGAAGCAAUGUGGCCAUGAGCCAUGGCGAUAAGAAGGUGUUUUCGUGCCAGGGCCUCCAGCUGGCAGUGAACUGGUUCUGGGACAAAGGACUGCGCGACAUCACGGUGUUCGUUCCCCUGUGGAGGAAGGAACAGCCGCGACCGGACGCACCCAUGACAGAUCAGCACAUUCUCCAUCAGCUGGAGAGGAGGAAGAUCCUGGUGUACACGCCGUCCCGCUGCGUGAACGGUAAGAGGGUGGUGUGCUACGAUGACCGUUACAUCGUCAAGCUGGCCUGCGACUCGGACGGCAUCAUCGUGUCCAACGACAACUACCGCGACCUCCAGACGGAGAAUCCGCAGUGGAAGAAGUUCAUCGAAGACAGGCUGCUCAUGUACAGCUUCGCCAACGACAAGUUCAUGCCUCCGGACGAUCCUCUGGGCAGAAACGGUCCCACCAUUGAUGAUUUUCUGAGGAAGAAGCCGUGGACCCCAGACAACAAGCUGCAGCACUGUCCCUACGGAAAGAAGUGCACCUAUGGAGUGAAGUGCAAGUUCUACCACCCAGAACGGGCCAACCAAUCCCAGCUGUCUGUGGCAGACGAGCUGAGGGCGCUCAGAGACAGAGCCAAGAACUUCUCGCCCACGCCCAGCCUGCAGGACACACCGCACCCUCUGUACCAGCCGGAGCUCAGGUACACCUCGUCCACCCCUCCCCCUCUGAGCAUCGAGGACCAGUCACACAGGGCAUCACCCAGCGAGCAGUUCCUGUACCAGAGAGACUCCUGCAGCCCGAGGAGCCAGCCCAACACCAACCUGCACCACUGUCCCAGCCCGGACGUGGACGAAGCCUUCAGCUCCAUGGAGAGCUCCAUGUCCAGGCUCUACAUCCAAGACUCGUCCUACAGCAUGGAGCCCCCUCCCCACAGCUACAGCAGCGGGGUGGCCAGCUACAGCCUGAGCCACGACGACUACUCCCUCUCAGGGUCGUUCAGCGGCGGCACGCAGAGUCGUCCCUGUCUGAGCAGAGGAGGUUACUACCCCCAUCAAAACUGCCAGUGCAGGUGUGGCCACCAGCAGACCAGGAUAUCGCCCCCCCCCCACCACUCAGCGUGGGCCUCCUGCCCGGCUCUGCCUCCACACAACAGCGAGUAUCCCAGCCACAGUUCCAAGAAGCAGUACUUCAGACAGGUCUCCAACAGACAGACCUACAGCUUACCCAGGGACCCGUGGGUGCAGGGCGGCCACCCGGACACCAGCCUGAACGGCCGGGCCGAGAGCCCCCCCAGCGAGCAGCGGAAGGCCCUGAGGAGCCAGCUGAGCACCCUGUUCCCCCAGAGCACGGUGGAGCAGGUGAUGAAAGUUUACCCAGACGUGUCAGACAUGUCCCAACUGAUGUCUCUCAUCCAGGACCACAGGACCAGCCACAUGUCCUUCUGAUGCCGAGCUCACAGCGGAUCACAAAACAUCUCCUGUUCUUAAAGUGACUGGAUUUAUAUUCUUAUGAAUUCUACUAACUCAAACUCCGUCCCAAACCUAUCUUUCCUCCAAGCAUUAAAAGGCGACUCGAUCGGAUGGAGUCAUGAAAAUGUAGCAGACUGAAUGCUCUCUCUUUAUCCCAGUGUAAAAGUGCAAUGCACUACCUCCGUACAAGCUACUUAUUGUAGCUCUGAUGAAUGUCUUAAAGCAGCAUGUGUUGUUUGUCUCAUGUUGCCUCAAAAUGAGGAAUGAUAUCCUCUUUACUUCUGUAAAGAAAGUCAUUGACCUAUUUUUGAUGCAGUGUUUCCUUAUUUUUUUUUUAUUUCUGUGCCUGUGAAAUAAAAGCACUGACGUCA